CCGUGCAGCUCGGCUCAGUCGACAGCAUGGAACGUUGGCGCAACAAAGUGGCCGUGGUAAGCGGCGCCAGCGCUGGCAUCGGUGCCGCCUGUGCCCGGGCAUUGGUCGGUGCCGGUCUGUUGGUUGUGGGCCUGGCCCGACGCCAGGAACGCAUCGAGCAGCUGCGCGCCCAGCUGCCGCUGCCCCAGCAACAACGCCUGCACGCUGUCCAAUGCGAUAUAACAAACGAAUCGCAAGUGCUGCAGGCAUUCGACUGGACCAAGCGACAGCUGGGCGGUGUCCAUGUGCUGGUCAACAAUGCGGGCAUCAUGGCCACCACGGAGCUGAGCGGUGCCGGCAAUACGCAACCGAUACGCGACACCGUCGAGACAAACAUAAUGGGCAGUGUCUAUUGCAUACGCGAGGCAUUUCAGGCGAUGCGCUUGCAGCAGCAGCAGCCGGGUCAUGUGAUCAUUGUUAACAGCGUGGCGGGGCAGCAGGUGCCAAAUCUGGGUACACAGCUGCCCUCGCUGAACAUCUAUCCGGCCAGCAAGUUUGCUUUACGCGCCAUGCAGGAGAUCUAUCGACAGGAGUUUCAGCGUCACAAGACCCAAGUCCGGGUCUCGACAAUCAGUCCCGGCAUUGUCGACACGGACAUCUUGCCCGAGCAGCUGCAGGCCGUCAUUAAGCAGCACAUGCCCAUGCUGCGCGCCGAGGAUGUAGCCGAUGCCAUACUGUGGACCAUUGGCACGCCAGCCAAUGUGCAGGUGCAAAACAUCACCAUCAAGCCGCAAGGUGAAAAGUUUUAGGCGGCGUACGCAAUCAACUUCGGCAUUUGCAAAGGCGGAUUAUACCAUAUAUAUAAAUAUAUACACAUUAUAUUGAUGAACCAAAUAUAUACACUGUUCACGGGAUGGUCAA
Molecule: messenger RNA, 900 nt
Organism: Drosophila virilis
Lineage: Eukaryota; Metazoa; Arthropoda; Insecta; Diptera; Drosophilidae
Product: farnesol dehydrogenase
Molecular function (GO): oxidoreductase activity
Source: RefSeq, a predicted model, not a curated record